Messenger RNA from Cotesia congregata, 1356 nucleotides. Lineage: Eukaryota; Metazoa; Arthropoda; Insecta; Hymenoptera; Braconidae. The record is from the annotation of a GenBank genome assembly.
AUGGAAAUCGUCACAACAGAUGCGGACUACGGCAUUGUGACCGUGAAGGAUGAUAUCGAUUUCAACAGCCCGGUUAUUCAAGGAAGAAUGCUCGAAAUGCAGGCGCAGCGCUGCAACAACGGUUCGACUCCCCGAGCAGGUUGGUGUCCUGAGACCUGGGAUAGCAUACUUUGUUGGCCACCCACGGCUCCCAACGAGCUUGCAGUGCUGUCGUGUCCUCACUACAUCGCUGGGUUUGACUUGCAGGCAAAUGCCACGAGACAGUGCAUGUCUGACGGACAAUGGUACUGGAGCGCAGAAACAAAUAGUACAUGGAGCAACUACACGGAAUGUUAUAAUACUCCGCUUGUAACCGUACUAAUGGAUCUGCCAGAUAUGGAGGCUGAUAACGCCACACUCGUCAAGAAAUAUCUGCCGGUGGUUAAAAUAAUAUCAACAGUUGGGUACGCGGUAUCCUUGUCAGCGCUGAUUGUCGCUUUCUGCAUCUUGGCAACAAUAAAGAAACUGCGGUGUCCGAGAAACAUGCUUCACAUGCAUCUAUUUGCGUCAUUUAUAACCCGAGCAUUUAUGGCAUUGCUCAAAGAAAUUAUUUUCAUCUCCGGACUGGGUCUUUCUUCAGAUGUGCUUAUUAAAAACGGAGAGAGUUACUGGCUUGAUCAUGAUAUUGAAAGUAAUUGGCAUUGCAAGGCAUUCACUAGUUUCUGGCAGUACGCUAUACUUGCAAAUUACUCUUGGAUAUUGAUGGAAGGCCUCUAUCUCCAUAAUUUAGUUUUUUUUGCAUUAUUCACCGACUCUAAUUCCAGUAUCGCUGGUUACGUCGCGCUUGGAUGGGGUCUGCCGCUGGUAUUUGUACUGCCUUGGAUAUCAAUGCGCGCUUGUAUUGAGGAUACUUUCUGCUGGACUAUCAAUUUAAAUCCCUAUGUGUUUUCCGUAAUUCGCAUUCCGACCACACUUUCUAUAGUAAUUAACUUCGCCCUGUUUGUCAAUAUUGUAAGGGUGCUUUAUUUAAAAUUAAAAUCAGCCGUUUGUGAAGAGACGCAUCGUUACCGACGAUGGGCUAGAAACGUUACAACAAGAGGAUGUAGUCUAGCAAGUAGCAGAGGGUACUUGGAUUCCGUUGAUCAUGGGCACGGCAUCAAUUUGCCAGACGGCUAUGUACAAACUACCAAUCAAGCAUCACCUCUCCGAAGCAAGUAUACAGAUCAGUCAAUGUUAUCAUUUUACUCCAAUAUAUCGGAAGGUUGCGGACUAACAUCAAAUCUAACUUAUAAAAUAGAACCGAGUGAACACCAUCGCUGGAGCGAUUCUGAGUGCUGCAGUUUGUCCUUCGAGUUACACAACUUCCAUCCAGCAUGA